AGCCUCGCUAUUGCUUGUAAUAUUCCAGCAUGACAAUCUCAGCGAGCUCACUUUUUGACGAAGUAGGAGCGAGCUAUGAAGCUGCCUUUGCAGACAAUGCGCCGCUUUGUGCCUUCAUCAACCAGGCCAGCAAGAACUUACCCCCCAACAGUCGGGUGCUAGAUGUUGGAUGCGGCACCGGCAAGCCCGUCGCGGAGAUCCUCGCAACUGCAAGCCAUGAAGUGCAUGGAAUCGACAUCUCCCCAGGAAUGUCCGUUGAUGGUGUGUUUGCGAUUCUGUCGCUGUUCCAGCUCACUCCGGGAGAGCUGUACUCGAUGAUCUUCAAAUUUGCCGAGUGGCUCAACGUGGGGGGCUGCUUGGCCCUCGCGGUGACGCCCAGCACCGGACUGUUGCCGGACAAAUGCACCUACGAUCCCACCUGGAAUUGUGUUAGGAUGCUCGGGAAGCACUGGAUGGGAAACUACACCGACGAGGUAUUCCAUUCAGAGGAUGGAUGGGCUCGCCUGCUGCAAGCGGCCGGUUUAGUCCUCGACAUGGAGCCCGUUGACCACCUUUUUUGUCCGGCUGGCCACAAGGACUACACGAGCCUUGAGGUUCAGCACUUCCUGCUCGCAAGGAAAGCUGAGCCGCAGCCUUUGCUGGGCCCGUAUCCAGUUCCAAUUGUUGAAACGCCUUCAGACUAUGUCGACCAUCUUGAUAUCUUCACCGAUCGCUUCGUUAGCGAGGAUCUCAAGAGCCUCUGCAAACAGGUCGCAGUAGAUGGCAAAAAGAUGGUUGUCCUCGGGCAAGACAAUUGGAGUCACUAUGCACGCUGUGGGGAAUUACAGGCCCUGCCAGACAUCACCGAUAGCCUCCCAUAUGCACCUGACUCGUUGGAUGUCAUCUUUGCCCCCUGGACACUCGAGAAGCUUCCGAGCCUCAAUCAGGCCAUCAAGAAGAUGGUCCAUGUGGCACGUCGGAAGGGUUCACAACUUGUCAUCCUCCAAGGAGCUCCUGGAAAUGAGGCGGUGAUGCACCUGAACGCGGCCGCGCGCUCACCUCGAAUCCGCCACCAAGGCCAGAUUCUGCAGGAAGCGACGCAACUGUUGACAGAACAGGGGUUCGGGCACGUCUCCCUAAAGCGUGUUCGUGCACAUUAUGCAUUCCCCGAAGAGGACUUGCCAACCCGAUGUUCGGUGGCUGCGGAAUGUUUGGCCGGGAUCACACAUCGACAGCAUUCGAACUAUGAGGUCAUCAAGAAAAUCCUGACUGCGCGGCUGAAGCUUCAUUUCCAGGGCAGCGCACACGCGGUGGGAAUGGACAUGGUUGCCUUGAUUGCGCGGUCGAGCGAUGCGGAGACUUGACCGCUCGAGUUGAUGAACAUCAAAGUGAAUAUAUACUCAUAUACCCGUGUACCGAGCGAUCUUCUCGUAUCUUCGUUGAGCUCAUGUUCAAAGUAUGACUAAAGCCCUUCUCUUCGGGUACAAGAAAGUGGAAUCAAAUCAUAUGAAUACGGGGUAUCAUGCGCAGCCCCUAGUGGUGGCUCGUUGGGGACAGACGCU
Messenger RNA from Aspergillus aculeatus ATCC 16872, 1541 nucleotides. RefSeq lists its product as uncharacterized. The transcript is spliced from 2 exons. The record is from RefSeq and is a predicted model, not a curated record. NCBI's taxonomy places the organism in Eukaryota, Fungi, Ascomycota, Eurotiomycetes, Eurotiales, Aspergillaceae. Bases 30 to 1343 code for a protein of 437 amino acids.